AUGGACGGUUACCCACAGCAGCAGCAGCACCAUCACGGAUACAUGAGACCGCCACCGCCGCAACAGCAGCAACAACAACAACAACAACAGUGCCACCGUCGGCGGCGGAUCCUUACCACUACUACCACCAGCACCAGCCCAGACCACCAGUCCCUCAACAGCCGCAAGGAGGCACUUCAUGCUCCUCCUCCUCCUCCUCCUCCUCCCUCUUCUUCAUACCCUUAUCCUACGCACCUUCCCUCUCAAAGCCACCUCUUUCCUCCUCCUCGCCCAUACGUGCCUCCACCAACACAACCUUACUCUCAGGAAUGGGGGAAUCCCAAUUGGGGACAGCACCAAGCUUGGGAAUAUCCAGCAGCCCAUAACCAUGUGGAGGAUUGGGCUGCUAAGGCCAGAGCAUGGGCAGCUGCAAAACAAGGUGCAUUGGAAGAUCAACAUCCUCAGUCUCAAUUUACACCAGUUGGCAGAUCAGAAGAACAAAGUCCAUAUUAUGAUCAGUAUCCGCAAACUGUUGAUACUCAUUAUCAAGGUGUUCAGCAGCAGCCAUUUCCUGCAGUGGGCUAUCAGCAGUUUCCAGUUUCAGCCGCUCCUUCACACCAGCUGCCUCUGGCUUAUCCACAGGAGAAUGCAUCUUUCAACAUGGGAGAAUCUUCAUAUGGUUCUGAUAGACCUCUUGCUUAUACUGGUGGAGCUGCAACUUCAAAUGCAAGUCCGUCUGUUCAUCAGCAGGAGGUACCUUCUAGUUAUUCUUCUGUUACAGGUAAAGAAGAGAUUGUAGAUCCAAAGGAGCAGUUUUACAAAUCAUUGCCUUUGCCCAUUUCCUCUGCUCAAGAAGGACAGCAUCAUCUGCUACCAUCACUGCCUGCUACUGGUAGAUCAGUUUUGACUGAGCAGCCCUUUGCAUAUAGCAAUCAGGCAUCUAAUCCCACAGCCGACCUCAGCAACCAGCCUUUGGAGUUUGCACCUGGUUUCAACCGUGAUCAUGAUCCUCAUAUGCAGUCAAGUUAUGCUACACAUCAUGAUUCGGCAGGAACUAUGAGAGGCAUUGGCUCUUCUGGACCCAUCCCUUCAAUUAGUUCCUGGAAUCCUGCUGUUACUACUGGUGUAGUUUAUCCUCCAAUUCCUCCAGUUCUUCCACCAGGGCCUCAGGAUCCUACCAUAGUUGUGCCUUCUUCUGUUUCCGGGCAUGCUGCACCGCCAUUUGGGAGCUUUCCUGGAACAAGUUUUCAGCCCACAAUUUCACCUGCUGGUGUGCCAUAUUGUCUUGGUGCAGGAAAUGCACUUCAUCCUACUGGAGGCUUCACGGAUGCUUAUGGGGUUUCUAAUGUUUCUGAACGCCCUAAAAAGGCCUCUGUCCCAAAUUGGCUCAAAGAAGAAAUAAUUAAGGCCUCUGUCAUGACGAAGCCUUCUCUAGAGCAUCCUAGAGAGGAAACACAAUCUAUUGAGGAUGAAGGUGUUGAUAAAUCAUUUGGAAAGGGUAAUCAAGCAGGUAGCAAAAGCAUUGAUUCCCCAAGGUCGACUGAAGAAGAUGAUGACGAUGAGGAUUAUGCUGAAGCGGCUAGAACUGCAGCUAUUAACCAGGAAAUCAAACGUAUCCUAACUGAAGUUCUUUCGAAGGUUACCGAUGAGCUGUUUGAUGAAAUUGCAAUGAAAGUUCUUGAUGAAGAUGAUCUGAUGGUUGAAGUUGAGCACCAAUCGGUUGCUUCAAAUCAAAAGGUUUCAUCACCAUCUCACCCUGCUAACUCAACUCCAAAGGCUUUUGCAAAGGUUCUAGUUCCUGUUAGAACCAAUGAGUCUGAGAAUGAAGAUGUCAAUGAAAAAGCUAGUUCCAGCUCCCCUGGAAAUGUUUUAGGUCUCGCUAACUAUGCCUCUGAUGAAGAUGAUGAUGAUGAUGAUGAAAUCCAGAGUUCCAGCAUAUCAAAUUCGAGGAAAAAUUCUGUGCUUCAACCGUCAGCCAUUUCAGAGAUUGCAGAAGAUACGAAUGAUGCAGCUGAAAAUGGCAAUUCGCAAAUAGAACUUGGAAAGAGCACUGGAGUUGCAAAUUUAGAUAGUGAUCUGUGCAAAACAAGUCCAAUUGGGUCUGAUAGUAAAAUUAAUGGUGCUUUUAGUGAGCUGAAUGAGCAUGUGCAUUCCCGGGUGGUCUCUGCAGACAGUCAUGUCGAAAUUAGUGUUAAUGGUGAAAAAAAAUUAGAAAGCGAUAACAAGGCUGCCUCCAAAGCUACAAUUGGAGAAACGACCAAAAUGAAAUCUGAACCACUUGGUGAGAGUGCCAGUGUGGAAAAAUUAGUGGCUGAUUAUUCUCAGGCCAGGGAUACCAGGGUGAGAUCAGAUCAAGAUAGUCGACGUGAAAGUAGAAGUAGUGGGAGUAGGGCAGAUGAGAAGGGGGAUGAUGGUCAGAGGAGACAGGAUGGGAAGCAUCUGAACAAGGAAAAAACAGAUGAUCUGAAUGGCUCAAAAGAAAAGAGGAAAGAGCGAAAUGAUAAGACAGGAGAGAGUGCAAAGGAAUCAGAAUCAAGAAGAAGGUCCUCUCAUCCUGAAGUCAAGGAGGACAGGAAAGAGGCAGAAAAACCUCACAGAUCUAGUGCCAAAGAUGAUGCCACCAGAAAGAGAGAUCGAACAAAGGAAAAGGAGGAAGAUAGAGCAAGACAUAAACCUACCAGUGACUCAAGCAAGCACAAGAGAACUCGUUCUUCUUCAAUCAGCAGUAGGGGUAGAAACAGCAAGGACAGUGAUUCAAGUGAUGAAGCAUCAGAUGAUUCUAAGAGGUUCACCUCUGAGAUUCUGCCUGUUCUUUUUUGUAUAUUUGCAGUGUGGGAUGCUUAUAUUCUUUUGUGUACUGCAGGAAACAUUCAAGGAAACGGCAGUCUUCACCAUCACCUGUCAGGUCUAGAAGAAGACAAGUAUUGCGGUCACCUCAUAGCAAGCAUUCUCAGCGCAGGCAAUCUCCCUACUCUUCUCUUGAGACCACAAGGAGAAGGAGAUCAAGAUCCAAAUCACCUGUCAGGCGGCAUAAGUGAUGCAGGCUCUGAAAUGCAAGGCGAUUCUGCUGAUAAUGGCUUUGAUGGGUUGCCCAAUGAAGUGAAGACAACUUCUGUUCAUUUUCAUGUACGAUUGACACGGGAGUUUUUCAGCUUAGAUAGUAGUUCAAUUAGAAUCAACUUAGAAGGAGGCGAUUCACCCAAGGUGGAAGCUCAAGCUGAAGUACUUCGGCUUGUGAUCUGUGAGGCUUUAAAGCUUAUUAUUACACUUCUCCUGGAAGUGUAA
This is a messenger RNA of Dovyalis caffra, 3264 nucleotides long. NCBI's taxonomy places the organism in Eukaryota, Viridiplantae, Streptophyta, Magnoliopsida, Malpighiales, Salicaceae. The record is from the annotation of a GenBank genome assembly.